Eucalyptus grandis is the source of this 1172-nucleotide messenger RNA. RefSeq lists its product as uncharacterized. Lineage: Eukaryota; Viridiplantae; Streptophyta; Magnoliopsida; Myrtales; Myrtaceae. The transcript has a single exon. The record is from RefSeq and is a predicted model, not a curated record. Bases 733 to 1074 code for a protein of 113 amino acids.
UAAAUAUUGCGCAUGGUUUCUGACUUCCUGGUCACGGAGUUCUACGGAGAAUUUCAGUAAGAAUCGGAUUCUGCAGAAUCCGUCCUGCUUCCACUAUGGACGAUUCUCAAAAUCUCAGGCAACGUGGAAAUUUAAGCUUCCCGUUGAAGCUGUAGACUGCAAGUUUUCUGACAUGAUGCAGGGUUCCUACAGGUCUUCAAUGAUUCCUUGGCAAAAUCGAAUUGUUAAAGGUAAAGAAGAUCCUUUUCCUGAAGGCUCAAACGGAUGGUGCUGGGUCGUCAAGUUCGUCAAUUAUUGUCCUGAGCCAGUAGUUGCUUGAAAAACGGAAGAUGCCCACCAUUUUAUGUCUGUAAGCUGAAUAUAAUCUGCAGAUUGACAGAUUGCAGAGAGUUACUUCUCCUGGAAAAGGCAAUCCAUAGAGUCAAACUAGAUAGUUAUAUGAGUUCUUAAAUUCCAACAGUCACCAAUGAUCGAAGCACAACGAUUUUGGACGCAACAACAGCACUAGAAGAAACAGCACAAUGUAUCUUUUCCAUUAGGGCAUCUAUGGAAAAGAAGAAAAGAUUCCAGUCAGCUCAUAACCUCAUUAGUUUGUGCAGACCAACUUUGUUGCCAUAUCCAGCAAAGCAAAGAUUCCCGUAAAACCAGUCUCUAGGGCACCACCUAUAUGUUGCAUCAAGGAAGAAGGACAACCAAGUUAGUUUCUCAGAAACCUCUCUGCGUGUCUGUUCCAUGGAGAAUGGAUCGACUGUUUCUUCCCAGAGGAGCAGGUUCUCGUCGUAUGAGAGGCUAGUGGCCAUAGGAUUGGCAAUUGUGGCUGUGGCCUCGCCGCUAUUCAUUGACCGGAAUCCUGCGGCAGAGGAGGAAGAGGAAGACGAAGCUAGUUUGUUCGACUUUUCUGCCUGGCUGCCACUGCUGCUCUUGAUGCUAAUCUUCGCAAUUGCCUUGUUGCCUUUCAUGGACAAGAGCUUUGCAACGUUCGAUCAUUACUGGAUUCAUAGAGUGGGAGGUUCUCCGGGUGGUAUUCUCUUUAUUCUCGUUGUCCUUGCUCUUAUUCUGAAGUUGAAAGGUUGAGAGAGAGGAGGAACUCGAAAGGAUGUUUCACUCUCCGUGUAAUCCCUGUCAAGAUCGAGAGCGUUUUGUGAAAUUCAAUGAUGAAAGAGCAUUCUAAA